Molecule: messenger RNA, 3012 nt
Organism: Penicillium coprophilum
Lineage: Eukaryota; Fungi; Ascomycota; Eurotiomycetes; Eurotiales; Aspergillaceae
Product: DNA ligase (ATP) DNL4
Exons: 7
Coding region: 1-3012 (1003 amino acids)
Biological process (GO): nucleotide-excision repair, DNA gap filling; DNA biosynthetic process; DNA recombination
Cellular component (GO): DNA ligase IV complex
Molecular function (GO): ATP binding; DNA ligase (ATP) activity; DNA binding
Source: RefSeq, a predicted model, not a curated record
AUGAAUUCCGACGAGAUAUUAGAGCAGGAUCUCAAGCCAGAGAGGGAAGAAGAUCUGGACGAAAAAUACCCCAACAGGCCUCACAACCGAGCUCCGACAUUGCCGUUCCACGAUCUAUUCCUGGACCUAUUCAAUCCAUUGAGCGAGCUCAAGAAAAAGCCUUCAGGGCCUACUCCGGCUCGCCGAAAAGUUGGUCCCCAUGGAAAAGGUGCUGCGAGUCUCAACCCGUUCGAGCGCCGGCGUGAUGUGAUUGAGCGCUUCAUUUCGCGGUGGCGCAAGGAUGUCGGCGACGACAUUUACCCCGCCCUUCGACUGAUUCUUCCUGACAAAGACCGUGAUCGACCUAUGUACGGGAUCAAGGAGAAGGCCAUCGGCAAGAUACUCGUCAAGAUCAUGAAGAUCAACAAAGAAUCAGAAGAUGGAUACAAUCUUCUGAAUUGGAAGCUUCCUGGCCAAGGGGCUACAGCACGUAUGGCAGGUGAUUUUGCUGGAAGAUGCUUCGAUGUUCUCUCGAAGCGGCCCAUGCGGACCGAGCCGGGCGACAUGACGAUCGAGGAAGUCAAUGAGAAGCUGGAUAUGCUAUCUGCUGCCUCGAAGGACGAUGAGCAACUUCCAAUCUUCGCGGAGUUCUACCGCCGGAUGGACCCUGAGGAAAUGCUGUGGCUUAUCCGCAUCAUACUUCGGCAGAUGAAGAUUCGUGCUACCGAGCGAACACUCUUUGAUGUUUGGCAUCCCGAUGCCGAGAGCCUGUACAGCAUUUCUAGCAGUCUGCGACGUGUGUGUUGGGAGCUGCAUGAUCCCAAUAUCCGGCUUGAGGGAGAGGAGCGUGGUGUCGCGUUGAUGCAAUGCUUCCAGCCUCAGCUGGCCCAAUUUCAGAUGCAUUCUUUCGAUAAAAUCAUUGCUCGUAUGAAACCAACAGAAGAUGACAACGUGUUUUGGAUCGAAGAGAAGAUGGAUGGAGAGCGUAUGCAACUCCACAUGGUGCCUGACGAGUCCAUCAAAGGUGGUCGGAAAUUUGGCUUCUGGUCGCGCAAAGCGAAAGAAUAUACCUAUCUAUAUGGAAAUGGUCUUUAUGACGAUAACAGUGCUCUGACAAGACACCUCAAAGAUGCUUUUGUGGAUGGGGUACAGAGCAUUAUUCUCGACGGCGAAAUGAUCACCUGGGAUCCUGAACAGGACGCCAUGGUUCCUUUUGGCACGCUAAAAACCGCGGCGCUAGCGGAGCAACGCAAUCCUUUCUCGAAUGGUCCACGACCAUUGUUCCGUGUGUUCGAUAUCUUACAUCUCAAUGGACGCGAUCUAACAAAGUACACCCUUCGUGAUCGUCGCAAGGCCUUGGAGAAAACUGUCCGACAUGUCCAUCGCCGAUUUGAAAUUCACCCUUACGAGGAAGCCACCACCACCACCGAAGUUGAAGCGGCUCUGCGAAAAGUCGUGGCUGAGGCGUCAGAAGGUCUCGUGCUGAAGAAUCCACGCUCUCCAUAUCGACUGAACGAACGCCAUGAUGACUGGAUGAAAGUCAAACCAGAUUAUAUGACCGAGUUUGGAGAGUCUCUUGACGUUGUUGUGAUUGGCGGAUACUAUGGCUCGGGUCAUCGAGGAGGUGCGCUGUCCAGUUUUCUCUGCGGACUACGAGUUGACGACAGCACACAAGCGCCCGAGAAAUGCUGGUCUUUCUGUAAGGUCGGUGGUGGGUUUACAGCCGCUGACUACCAGGAGGUUCGCCACCAUACAGAUGGCAAGUGGAAGGUGUGGGAUGCGAAAAAUCCGCCGACUACCUACAUCGAACUGGGUGGCGGAGACGCCCAGCAUGAGCGUCCAGAUAUGUGGAUCAAACCAUCCGACUCAAUUGUGCUGUGCGUGAAAGCUGCAUCUGUCGCAAUCAGUGAUCAGUUCCGCAUGGGAUUGACAUUGCGCUUUCCUCGCUUUAAGAAAUUACGCAAGGACAAGGACUGGAAAAGCGCACUCUCGGUUCAGGAGUUCCUUGACCUAAAGUCCAAUGCAGAGCAAGAACACCGGGAGAAAGAAUUUUCUGUUGAUCACUCUCGGAAGAAGCGAGUAAAAAAGGCCACUAAGAAGCCGCUCACAGUUGCUGGGUACGACGAUAAUGUUGAUGUCCAGUAUCUUGGACCUUCUGGACAUGUCUUCGAUGAGCUUAACUUCUAUGGCCUUCUAGUCAUAAUGACCGAGUCGACCGUCCCAGAAAAGAAAACAAAGGUUCAGCUAGAACAACUUGUGAAGGCUAAUGGUGGCAAAAUUUAUCAAACCAAGACAGCUGCCGUGGACACGAUCUGUGUUGCCGAGCGAAGAACGGUCAAAGUAGCUUCAUUACAAAAAAGUGGAGAGCAAAAUAUCAUUCGGCCAUCUUGGCUUAUUGACUGCGUCAAACAGAAUGAAAUAGAUGCAGGUCUGCCAGAUCUGCUUCUCCCGUUCGAGCCAAGACACAUGUUUUUCAUGACAGAAGACAAAGAGGAAGAAGUCGCAGCAAAUGUUGACAAGUUCAUGGACAGUUAUGCCCGCGACACAACCGUCGACGAGCUCAAGGAUGUGUUCAAGCAAAUGGAACAAAACCAAGACCAGCCCGACCAUGCCCCGGACUCAGGAACCGUUCAGAGAAUCGAGACUCUCAUCCAGGACAAAGUAAACGCCGGCUACACAGUUCCCUGCGGAUGGCUCUUCCGAGGCCUCAAGUUCCACUUCUACUCGAACGGCGAUCAAUCGGACAAACCAGCCUCCCGAGAAUUGAGGAAGGAAUGCCAACGCCUCCACUUCGCUCGCAACACAGCCCGGUUCGCGAGCGCCGAGAUUGCCAGCUUAUUAAAGAGCCUGAAUACCACACACGUGAUAGUCGACCCGGAGACUCUGUCUCCAGCGGACAUAUCAUCUCUCCGGAAAUCUUUGGCCGCGAAGCCGGGUGCGAAAAUGCCGCAUCUCGUGAACGUGAGCUGGGUGGAAGAGUGCUGGAAAAACCGCACUUUGCUAGACGAGGAGAGAUUCCCGGUUCCGCGAUGA